CCUGGGGCGCUGAUGAUGUGCUGAAAGGCUGCCCGCUGUUUAGCGCUUCUAUCGCUUCUAAAUUCGGCUUUUGGAGCUUGCUUGGCACUUUCUGAUGAGAAGGAAAACACCAGCGACGGCUUACUGUGUGGAGUCUGCCAGCAGUUAUCACAAGCGUUGAUGUGCAGUGUCAUGAUGAUGUCAUACUUGCCUUUUUUCUUUGGCCCAGUGCAUGACCUUUGACAACGGACCAACGGGGAGCCAAUGGGGAAGAGGUCCUAGCCUCAUCAAGGACCAAAGCCUCUGGACUCCUGAUCAGCACUUUUUACCCACAACAUCAAAACACCUCAUCUCCAGUGGAAGAAGCAUUAUUGAUUUGUGUACAUGGGACAGGACACCUCCACUUGGGCACGUGGAGGUGUUAAAGAGCUCUUUCAUUCAUUUAUCCGUUUUUGGUCUAAUUUUCACAUUUUCUCCUGGUUGGUUUAAGUCCGGUUCUGCCGGCUGUGUGACUUUCAAAACUGGGGCGUGAUUGAUGGGAUGCAACCAUGUCGGAUCUCGGUGAGCGCAGGCCAGUCAACACGGACUAUGCGGUCUCUCUGCUGGAGCAGCUCAAGUUCUUCUAUGAACAGAAAUUACUGACUGAUGUUGUGCUGCUGGUUGAGGACAAGGAGUUCCCGUGUCACAAGAUGGUGCUGGCCACAUGCAGCUCCUAUUUCAGGGCCAUGUUCAUGAGCGGCCUCAGCGAGAGCAAACAGACCCACGUCCACCUGAGGAAUGUAGACCCUGCCACCCUGCAGAUCAUCAUCACGUACGCCUACUCGGGCAACCUGGCCAUCAGCGACAGCACAGUGGAGCCACUCUACGAGACCGCCUGCUUCCUACAGGUGGAGGACGUGUUGCUGCAGUGCAGAGACUAUCUGGUGAAGAAGAUAAACGCCGAGAACUGCGUCCGCAUGCUGAGCAUUGGUGACCUCUUCAGCUGUAACGAGCUGAAACAGAGCGCCAAGCGAAUGGUGGAGCACAAGUUCCCAAUGGUCUACCGACAGGAAGCUUUUCUUCAGCUUUCCCACGAGCUGCUAAUAGACAUCCUGAGCAGUGACAACCUCAAUGUAGAAAAGGAGGAGACUGUGCGAGAAGCAGCGAUGUUGUGGUUGGAAUACAACAUGGAAGCACGUUCCCAACACUUGUCCUCUGUACUCAGUCAGAUCCGCAUUGAUGCUCUGUCUGAGGUGACACAGCGUGCCUGGUUCCAGGGCCUGCCACCCAAUGACAAGUCUGUGGUGGUGCAGGGCCUUUAUAAGUCCAUGCCAAAGUUCUUCAAGCCGCGAUUAGGAAUGACAAAGGAGGAGAUGCUGAUCUUCAUGGAGGCCAUGUCAGAAACACAGGGUGAGGCCUACGUAAUGUCUACAUCAUUACCUACUACAGUGGUGUGCUACAGCCCACAGGCAGAAAAGGUCUACAAGCUGAGCAACCCUCCCGGAGACCUGCAGAAGGUGGGAACCCUCGUCACCCCUGACAAUGACGUUUUCAUCGCUGGUGGACAAAUUCCUCUCAAAAACUCCAUCACCAACCAUGGAAAAAGUGGUCUGCCGCGGUCCUCUGCGGUUUACCGCUCAGUAGAUAGUUUCUUCUGGUUUGAUGCCCAGCAGAACACCUGGGUACCAAAGACCCCCAUGCUGUGUGCCCGUAUCAGGCCCUCACUGGUCUACUGUGAGAGUUUCAUUUAUGCAAUUGGAGGCGAUAACGUAGGAGGAGAGCUGAACAAGCGCACAGUGGAGCGCUACGACUCAGAGAAGGACGAGUGGAGCAUGAUGAGCCCAUUGCCCUUCGCCUGGAACUGGAGCACCUCCGUGGUGGCACACAACUGCAUCUACGUGAUGACGCAUGACCUGAUGUACUGUUACUUCCCCCGAGCCGACACCUGGGUAGAGAUGGCCAUGCGCAAGUCCAGCCGCUGCUUUGCCUCUGCAGCUGCCUUUGGUGACCUCAUCUUCUACAUUGGUGGCCUCCACGUGGUCAGCAACUCUGGCAUCCGCUUACCGACAAGCACCAUUGAUGGCUCCUCUGUCACCAUGGAGAUCUAUGAUGUUAAUAAGAACGAGUGGCGCCAGGCUGCCAAUAUCCCUGCCAAACGUUAUUCAGACCCGUGCGUGCGGGCGGUGGUGCUGCUCAACUCUCUGUGCAUUUUCAUGCGUGAAACGCACAUGAACGAGCGAGCCAAGUACGCCAUCUAUCAGUACGACGUGGAGUUGGACCGUUGGUGCCUGCGACAGCCUGUGCCGGAGCGCGUGCUAUGGGACCUGGGGAAGGACUUCCGCUGUGCGGUAGGGAAGCUCUACCCUUCCUGCCUGGAGGAGUCUCCCUGGAAACCCCCGACCUACCUCUUCUCCCCCGAUGGAGCGGAGGAGUUUGAGGUAGACGGUGAGCUGGUGUCCCUCCCUCGUGUAUAGCCCCACCCCAUCCCCCCCAAUACCUCACAGCUGUAAUGCAGAGGGAUGAACCUAAAGGUGGGGGGCAUGGAUCAGUACUCUGAGACCCGAUGGUGUUUGUCUGUGCCCUGGAGGCAGUUACAGACUUCUGUGGCAUUAGUAAAAGUUUCAGCUGUUGAUUUUGAACAGUGCAGCCCGGCUUGGUGCAAAGUGAUGCCCCUCAAAAUAUGACUAAUUUGAAAGUGUCAGUCUGGGACUUUCCCCACCCCCCCAGCCUGUGGCAUGUUAGUCAUUAUUACCAAAUGUCACAGUGUUUCUAAAAAUGUGGUCAUCUAACUGUUAGCUGAUGAUGCAUUUAACUGGUAAAUCUUCUUAAGAGAAAAAACCCACCCCUCACUCUCUCACCACUAUUAAAGGAAUAAUCCACUGAAAAUCUGUUCUGAUACUCAGCUAUAAAGGAGGCUGGAGCUCCAAUAAGGUUAAUGUCACUGAUAUUUCAGUAGAAAGAGUUCAGACAUUUAUAAAAUGCCAACAAAAAGUCCAAAAUAUGUUGUUUUUGGGAGUGUGUAUAAACUGUAAACUUCAGAUUGCUUUAUGGUUGUUCAUUAGAGCAAAACAUUUGCUCUUAAUUGUUCUGAGGUUUGGCCUAAAUUAGAGUUGAUUCAUGACCAGAGGGUCAUGGGUUCAGUCCGCCAACCACUCGGGAAAAUGUGGGUGUGGAAGAUGAAAGAAGAGGACUUGCUUCACUCUCAUAACCGUCACUAAAGUGCCCUUGAAUAAGGUGUGCCUGAACAUGACGUACUGGGAACUACUUUGAGCGUCCAGGU
Thalassophryne amazonica is the source of this 3238-nucleotide messenger RNA. It is a transcript of the gene kbtbd2, whose product is annotated as kelch repeat and BTB (POZ) domain containing 2. Bases 528 to 2432 code for a protein of 634 amino acids. Gene Ontology annotation, molecular function: protein binding. NCBI's taxonomy places the organism in Eukaryota, Metazoa, Chordata, Actinopteri, Batrachoidiformes, Batrachoididae. The transcript has 4 exons. The record is from RefSeq and is a predicted model, not a curated record.